CGAGAAUGAGUGGGAAGGACUCAAUUCACUUUAAUAUAUUUUUUCUUCCGAUAGCUGUGAAGGCAGAUGGAAGUGUCUGUUGAUUGAUGGUUGCUGAGUUAAUGUCACGGUUUUUGCGACCAUCACUGCAACUGGCAGUUUUUGGGGUCGCACUGAACGAAGUUCUUAUAUUUGCCAGCCAGGACAUAUUUCUUCAAUGUUGUCCUGUAUAUCUCGUGUCCAGGCUAAGAAAAGCUUUUGGGAAGAAUAUCCAUGGGGCUGUUUCCAGGGAGGCUAGAGUUAUACCGCGUUGGCAGUGGUAAACUCCGUUUUGGCAUGCCAGUAUAUCGUGGAUAUCUCUAUGCGAAGAGAUACGAGGACAGCUUCUAAUAUAAUUAGCGCCUACACCAGCUGAACGGAUUCAAUAUCAACGCCAACGAACCAUCUCCGGAAGCUAGCUCACCUUGAGCACAGUGGCUAGGAAGGGGAGGAGCAGUGCUUAACCAGUGUUAUCGUUUAUAGACUUACUGACUUUUCAGUUGUGUAAUAUCAG
Molecule: messenger RNA, 532 nt
Organism: Acanthoscelides obtectus
Lineage: Eukaryota; Metazoa; Arthropoda; Insecta; Coleoptera; Chrysomelidae
Source: the annotation of a GenBank genome assembly